AUGGCUACUGCACUUCCUUCAAUCAGUUCUUCUACCCCUUCACAUUCUUCUUCUUCCAUGGAUACUUCUACUGCUUAUCCUUAUGGAAAACUCAAGAGGGGAAGAUUGUCCAACUCUCACAGAACGGUCCCGGUAAGGCUUAAGAUACAAUGUGCAGCAGCAGCAGCAACUAUGCCUGCUGCAACAUCUCCAGAAGGUAAAGUGAAGCCAUCACAAAGUCUUCAUGAAGAUGAUGAUGAUGAUGGUAAAAAACAGUCGAUUUACUUCGAUUUCUCACGUUUGAGUUCUUGCUCUUCCGCUGUCACGGGGAAACUUGUUCACGCCCACGCCAUCAAAUCUGGGUUCGGAGGUCACGAGUUCGUGAACACCAAGCUGCUCCAAAUGUAUGGGAGGUGCAGUUGUUUGCAGGAUGCGAAACAACUGUUUGACGAAAUGCCGCUGAGGAGCUUGCGCGCUUGGACGGCUAUCAUUGGCGUGCAUUCGGAUCAUGGGCUGUUUCAGGAAUCCAUUUGGUACUUUUUGGAAUUGCUGCUUGAAGAUGUUGCGCUGGAUUUUUUUGUGUUCUCGUCGGUUCUGAAGGUUUGCAGCGGGCUUCAAAUGCUGGAAUUUGGUUGGCAGCUGCAUGGAAUGGCGAUUAAGUUUGGGUUUGAUAUGAAUGUCUCUGUGGGGAAUGCUUUGAUAGACAUGUAUGGUAAGUGCGGUAGUUUGGAGGAUGCUGUUAAAGUUCUGGAAUUGAUGCCAAACCCAGAUAAUAUUUCGUGGAACUCUGUCAUCACUGCUUCUGCUGCUAAUGGAAUGGUUCAUAAAGCACUGGAAUUUUUAGAAAAGAUGGGGACUACCGACGAUUUGAAGCCUGAUAUGGUUUCUUGGAGCGCAGUGAUUGGUGGGUUUGCACAGAAUGGUUAUGACGAGGAAGCCAUAGAUUUGCUAUCUCAAAUGUUAGCAGAGGGUCUUCAACCAAAUUCAAGAACAAUGGCAAGUGUUCUUCCAGCUUGUGCUAGAUUGGAAAGGCAUGAACUUGGCAAAGAACUUCAUGGCUAUAUCAUGAGGCAUGGUUUCAUGACCAACAAUUAUGUUGUCAAUGGAUUGGUUAAUGUAUACCGGAGAUGCAGUGACGUGAGAAGCGCACAAACAAUCUUCUCCAAGUUCGGAGUGAAAAGUAGAGUUUCCUAUAACACGAUGAUUGCCGGAUACUGCGAGACUGGCGAUAUAUCCAUGGCAAGACAACUCUUUGAUCAAAUGGAGCUUAUGGGGAUCCAAAGAAGUUUAAUUUCAUGGAACUCCAUGAUUGCAGGAUAUGUAGAUAACUCCCUAUAUUCCGAAGCCUUGAGCCUGUUCAAAGAUCUGGUGACCAUGGAACGAAUCGAACCAGAUUCUUUUACCUUGGGCAGUGCUUUAACUGGUUGUGCUGCGAUGGCUUCUUUGAGAAAGGGUAAGGAGAUACACUCCAUUGCUACUGCCAGAGGCUUGCAAAGCAAUGCAUUUGUGGGAGCAGCCCUUGUGGAACUGUACUCCAAGUGUGAAGAUAUAGCCGCUGCUCAGUUGGCCUUUGAUGAGGUGAUGCAGAAGGAUAUCACGACGUGGAAUUCCUUGAUCUUUGGAUAUACUCGGUUAAACGACACUGGAAAGGUCCAAGCUUUGCUUCAGCAGAUGAAAGAAGAUGGUCAUGAACCAAAUUCAUACACUUGGAAUGGCAUUCUGGAAUGCCACUUACAAAAUGGCAACCUGGAUUCAGCAAUGCAGUUGUUUUUGUCUGAAAAUCAGAACGCAACCCCAGAUGCUUAUACAAUGGGAAUAAUUCUCGGCCAUUGCUCGAAAUCAGCCACAUUAGAGCGAGGGAAACAAUGUCAUUCCCACUCCAUUAGAAGAGGCUACGACUCUGAUCUUCACAUAGGAGCAGCUCUCGUGGACAUGUAUGCAAAAUGUGGUAGUAUCAAGCAUGCAGAGAUGGCUUACAAUCGGAUAUCAAACCCCAAUUUGGUAUCCCACAACGCAAUGCUGACUGCAUACGCCAUGCACGGAUAUGGAGAACAAGGAAUCGAUCUGUUCCAGAGUAUUCUAGCAACUGGAUGCACACCUGACGACGUCACCUUUCUCUCUGCUCUGUGUUCUUGUGUUCAUGCUGGGAACGUGGAGAUGGGUCGCUUGCUGUUCGACUUGAUGGACGAUUACGACAUGAAGCCCACAUUAAAACACUUCACAGCAAUGGUUGAUCUCUUGAGCCGUUCAGGGAAGCUGGCAGAAGCCUAUGAGAUGAUACAGGGGAUGCCUAUGAUGCCUGAUUCGGUACUGUGGGGCGCUUUGCUUGGAGGGUGUGUGGUCCAUGGCGACGUGGAGAUGGGAGAAAUCGCUGCAGGGAAGCUGUUCGAAGUAGAACCAGAUGAGAGUGGGAACUACGUGAUGUUGGCCAAUCUGUAUGCUUAUGGGAAAAGAUGGUCGGAUUUGGAUAGUACGAGGAAUUCGAUGAAGGAAAGAGGGUUGCAGAAGGUUCCGGGGUGUAGUUGGAUCGAGGAGAGGGACGAAAUCCACCGGUUUCUUGCUUCUGAUGUUUCUCAUGAGAGGAAAGAUGAGAUCUACGUUGCUUUGGAUACACUGGCACUGCACAUGAAAACAGGGCUGAAGGAUUCGAUCACAAACCCAUUCUCAUUUAACCAUAUCAGUAUGGCAGCUGCUGGGCUUCCUUCCAUCAGCUCCCCCUCUUCUUCUGCUUCUUCUCCUAAUAUUCAUCCAUCACAGACAGGUGCUCGAGCACAUAGUCCAUCCUUCUUCACUGUCAGAUCAUAUGGGACACUGAAGAGGAGACAGCCAAACUCUCACAAGGCUGUUCCAGGUGGCAUUAAGAUCCUAUGUGCAGCAACUAAGCCUGCAAAAUCACCAGCUGAAGAAGAGUGGAAGGUGAAGAGAGAGUUAUUGCUGCAGAAGAAGGUGAGGAGUGUGGAGGUGAAGGAAGCUCUUCGACUUCAGAAAGAAAACAACUUUGUGAUCCUCGACGUGCGACCAGAAGCUGAAUUCAAAGAGGGUCAUGCACCAGGUGCUAUCAAUGUCCAAAUAUACAGGCUUAUAAAGGAGUGGACGGCCUGGGACAUUGCCAGGCGUGCUGCUUUUGCAUUUUUUGGCAUAUUCUCCGGCACAGAAGAAAACCCUGAGUUUAUUCAGACUGUCGAUUCCAAACUUGGAAAAGAUGCAAAGAUAAUAGUGGCUUGCUCAGCAGGAGGUACAAUGAAACCAUCACAAAAUCUUCCUCAAGGUCAACAGUCGAGAUCACUGAUAGCUGCAUACCUGUUAGUCCUCAACGGUUACAAGAAUGUCUUCCACUUAGAAGGCGGUCUCUAUACAUGGUUCAAAGAGGGGUUGCCGGCUGAAGCUGAAGAAGAAUGAGUAAGCAUUGUAAUUUUUUUCAUAAUGGUGCUUCAUGACAAGCAGAAGUUUUGCCCCCCAGCAACGGAAUGUUAAUUCAGGUUAACAGAUUGGAGACAUUACUGGUCUGGUGUGUAUCCUAAGAUUGGUAUCUUCUGUAAAUGACAAUGCAACGUCUGACUAUUCUUCGUCCCUCUAGAUUUCAGGUAAAUAAUUAAAGGAACUAGUGUUGUUACCUGACUAGGAAUAUAACAUGUUAGCUGAUAGGGUAAAGCUUGAUAAUCCAGCGACACUAUAGACAAAGAAAUUUAAGAAAGACAGACCAAGCAAAAGUUCAAGCCUGCCUGCCUGCCUAACAAACAACACAAUGGCUUUAUUUUGCGGAUGGCAAUAUUCUUCACGCAUUGCAUUCUACUUCUGAGUCCACUCGAAAGAGAAUGCAUAAAAGUAGAGAUGAAUUCAGGCAACAUGCA
Molecule: messenger RNA, 3830 nt
Organism: Linum tenue
Lineage: Eukaryota; Viridiplantae; Streptophyta; Magnoliopsida; Malpighiales; Linaceae
Source: the annotation of a GenBank genome assembly